UUUUUUGGUGGAUCACUUUAAGUCUUUUUGGUAAGAGUGCAAGGCAAGAGGGGAAUAUUCGGCAAAGUGUUCGCCAUCGGAGCGAAGCUUAAUUUCUCCGGGAAUCGGAGAUUCUCUUCGUUCAUCUCUCGGAAAAUUCCGUGUCGUUUCCUUGGUUCAAUUUCCCUCGAACGAAUCUGGGAAAUCAAUGGCCACAGUGAGAAAGGCUUCGCAUGCAGGCUCUUGGUACACCGAUGAUUCGACUGAGUUGGCUGAAGAGCUCGGGAAAUGGCUCGAAGCCACGGGAUUGGCUAAGUCACCGGACGUACGGGGUGUGAUUGCUCCGCAUGCCGGCUAUUCAUAUUCUGGUCCUGCUGCCGCAUACGCAUUUGCGAAUAUAGACCCUACAGUCUUUUGUCGGGUAUUCCUCCUCGGCCCAUCUCACCACUAUUACACCCCAAAAUGUGCUCUUUCAACCGCUACAGUGUACAGGACUCCCAUUGGCGAUUUACCCAUUGAUUUGGAAGUUAUUGAGGAGCUAAAAGCUACUGGAAAAUUUGAACUGAUGAAUCUCCGUGUUGAUGAGGCGGAGCACAGCAUGGAAAUGCAUUUGCCAUAUCUAGCUAAAGUAUUUGAGGGGCAUGAAGUAAAAGUUGUUCCCAUCUUGGUUGGCGCACUAAGUGCUGAAAGCGAAGCCUUGUAUGGACAACUGUUAGCCAAAUAUGCUGAUGAUCCUAGGAACUUUUUCUCUGUUUCCUCGGAUUUUUGUCACUGGGGCUCACGGUUUGAUUACAUGCACUAUGACAAGAAACAUGGUCCGAUAUACAAGUCCAUUGAAGCCUUGGACAGGAUGGGCAUGGACAUAAUAGAGACAGGAGACCCCGAUACUUUCAAACAGUACUUGCGGGAAUACAAGAACACAAUCUGUGGCCGCCAUCCGAUCAGUGUUUUUCUCCAUACGCUGAGAAAUUGUUCGACGAAGAUGAAGAUAAAGUUCCUGAGAUAUGAGCAGUCAAGCCAAUGCAAGAGCACACGGGACAGCAGCGUAAGCUAUGCCUCUGCAGCUGCAACUAAGGUUGUCGACUCUUGAAACCCUCCUUUGUCCGAAUAACGUUUUCUCCAAACUGUCUGAAAUUCCAAUCAAACUCACUUCAUUCUAAGUAACAAAAAUUUCCAUUUUUCAAAGUCUUUGCCUUUCCACUUCCCAUGGUUAUGUCUGAUUUGAUUUAAGAAUCCGUGUUAUGUU
Messenger RNA from Tarenaya hassleriana, 1225 nucleotides. RefSeq names its product protein MEMO1-like. NCBI's taxonomy places the organism in Eukaryota, Viridiplantae, Streptophyta, Magnoliopsida, Brassicales, Cleomaceae. The record is from RefSeq and is a predicted model, not a curated record. The transcript is spliced from 8 exons. Bases 188 to 1069 code for a protein of 293 amino acids.